ACUCAACAGCCAGUGAAGGUGGUGGUGGUCGUGCGCCGCGUGCAGUCAGCUGGCCAGUACCGCGUGUGGUGUCGUAGUGAGAGGUGGUCUAUACCACUGCUCCGUCCUCCCCUCCAACACUAGAAAGAGACAACUUGUGAACUUGAUCUCUCGCCAGCUUGACUCAGUAACGCAGGAGGAGUGAAAGACGAAACUAAAACUCGGUGUUUCAUGCGUGAUUUAUGGUGUUUUAUCGCUAUACACGGGCGGAAUAACGCGGAAAGUUAACGCGAUGUAAUUACCGAUUUUCUCAAACUGUCUGCCGAGUUCCACCAAGGUCGAAGUAGACUUUUGUGAUAUACAGUAGUGUCGCGUAUCCAGAGUGUAAACAAGUGUCGGUAGAGCACGUGAGAGGAGUGACAGCAACAGGAACUGGGAGAAAACUAGCGUCUACCCUUGCUGUUAAGGUCACCCGACUCAAAAUACACAGAAACACGGAAAAACUACAGCCGACCAGUGAUGGCAGCGACCGUGACCAGGAGGUGAAGCUUGAGUAGCCUGUGUCCGUGGCCUCAGAAAUUUACUACUCUGGCAGUGACGAUCCACGGCAAAAAGGGGUCGCCUCCUAGUCAUUAAAUGAAGACAAGGACUUCUACUUGGUAAUCGGCACCCACAGAACCCACCUGGCGGAGAGAAGUACUCCUGCCGGUGAGGAUGGUGGUCCAGGGGCGGGGGAGAGGAGCAAAAUGCUCCCUGGUGUGGGGUGGGUGGUGUUGCUUCCUCUACUCCCCCACACUCGCCCCCUGCCUCCUGCUACUGUCGCUCCUGUGGGCCUCACCCCUGCUGGCUGUUGAACAAGCAGGAGUGGAAAGCCCCUCACCGUCACCUGCGGAAGUUGCGCCUGAAUCCUUACUGCAGGAGCCACGUCAGGGUCAUCCAAUCACCUUCUCGGACGAUGACCUCCCGACAGAUGACUCCAACCCUGACACGUUGGUGAUCCACAAGUGCUGCCCUGAAAGCAAAGUGUUCGAUCACGCCACCAACACGUGUCAGCCCAGCCAAGACCUUACCUUCAGUGUACCAAUAUUCACCGUCGAUUAUUACGGCAUGUAUAUGGAGUCGAACCUCACACGGGACCAGGUGAAGCUACAGACGGAGAUGCUGGGGUGUGAACGUUACCUUCUGGACGUCAUACCUGAUAAAAAACCCGAGUUCGACUUCCGGGUACUGGACACGGGUCAGCUGUGGGUGCCGGAGUACGAGAAGUAUUACGAUCCUUCAAACUACUGCUUGGAGAACUUUGUGGCCAACGCCAGCGUGAAGGGCUCCUCACACAUCCAGGGCGCCAUGGUGUGUGUCCUGGAAACUGAGGUGGAGACUUUCGAUCCUACCAAGAUCCCUGUCAGGAAAUGUUGUAUGCAUAACGAGGUGUACGACACGACGAUCAGUUGUACACUACGUGCUAAUGUGACGGACGCACCCUGGCUUGUGCCCUUCAAGUCGGCGCAGGUGCCCUCUGCUGACGUCCACCUGGUCGACGUCCGCCAGCCGCCUUACUCCCAGACUCACGAGCUGGUGCCCAACUUCCAGACGUGUGUGGGUGACCAGAUGGGGUGGCAGGUAGACGCCUUCCACCUGGAGGAGGAGACAGGUGGACUCUUCGUGCCCCACCUUGACCGCGUCAUACCUGAGAACCAGUACUGUAUUGAGGACUUCCACACCAACGGGACCCUCGUGCCCAUGGCAUACGUGUGCGUCAGUGUGGCGGAGAAGCAGCAUCUACAGCUCCUCCAGACCCCCGGCUGCCAGACUGAGUCCUGUGUACCCAAGUGCUGUCAGCUCGGGGAGAUCAUUGACGCCGCCUCCAGCAAUUGUGUGUCAGCCAGGGAGUUCGUCUUUACUCCCUCCGUCUGGCACGAGAACAACACCCACUCCAUGCUGGCUGGGGCGGACUACGGGUACGGCUUCCCUGAGUGUGAGGUGCAGCUGACGUAUCCUCAGGAGCGUGUCCAGCUGCUAGAGCGAGGUUCACUCCGCUACGUCAGCAACAACACAGACGAAUGCGAACCAGAGCAAGUCUUCACGAUACCCCGGGGAGAAUUCUGCAUAGACCAGGUGUUGUAUUCCACGGGUGAGGUGAAACAGGGAGCCGGGUUCUGCUUCAGUGAAAAAUGGGAUCACCUGGGCAAGAUGGAGAAGCAGCAGGUUAAUUAUAUCUACUCAGCGUUCCUAGCCAUCUCCGAUCUCUUCAUCUUAGUGUCGUUCAUCGUCUACCUCACCGUUCCUGACCAAAACAAAAGAGGACUUAAUAAAAAUGUUAAGUUGGCUCACUCUGUGCUGGGACGUAUUCUCCUCUGUUUCCUGUUUAGUUUGUUCUUCGCUUACCUGUUCCUUAUCAUCAUCAAGCUCUUCUCUGAUCCCAUCAACCUGGCCUGUCCUAGUGCCUGUAUAGGUGUGGGUGUGUGUAUGUAUAUGUUCUUCAUGGCAACCUUCUUCUGGCUCAACGUCCUCUGCUUUGAGCUAUGGUGGAAGUGCGCCAGGCAGGAGAGCUCUAGUGGGCGACGCUGGGUGUGGUACCAAGUGUAUGCUUGGGUCUCUCCUAUGGUGUUCGGGGCCGUCUCCCUCAUGAUGGAGUUUACCCCUUCCAUCAGUAACUGCUACAUCAAGCCCAAGUUUGGUACUUACUCCUGCUUCUUCAGCUAUACCGUCACCCACAACAACGGGGCUAAGUGGGCCUACUUCUUCGGGCCGGUGGCGGUGUUGCUGAUGGCCGACCUGUUGUUCUUCAUCCUGACGGUACGCUCCCUCCUGGUCACCGUCCAGCAGAGUCACAAGGGCACCGUCCAGAAACAGACUAGGCAGCGGCUCAGACUCUGUUUCAAGCUGUUCCUAGUGAUGGGGAUCAGCUGGUUGGCGGAGAUCAUAUCCUUCCAGCUGGGACCCAGUACUGUUUGGUACAUCUCUGACGUCUUCAACUGCUUCCAGGGCUUCAUCAUCUUCCUCAUCUUUAUCCUGAAACCCAAGAUCCUGGAAGCUGUGAGGGCGCGGCUGUGCGGCUGCUGCGGCUCGCCCCCACCAGCCAAGCCCCGCGGACCUACAGUUAUGAGGGGCACAACAGAGGAGGAGAUCGCCACUGGCUCAGACGUCGCCAUCAUCCCUUCCUCCAGGACCAGCCAAGAUGCUUGAUAUCAACACCUUCUGCUACUCUUCUGCUGUAGUGCUUUCAUUUACUGCAGUACCUCCUUCUUCUACUGCUGCGACCCUGCACUACCUACAGCAUCUACAAGAUCUACAACUGUAACCUAUGGGAACAGCAUCGUCAGUACAACACGAAGACAUCUAAUUCUUCACAAGACAUCCAGUUGUGGCACAGAAGGAUGGAACGAUAUAACUGCACACAGGAUUUAGUUAUAAAGAUCAGUUCUCUAAUGCUGUCAGAGUCAGUGUUCUAAGUUUAUAAUAUGAAAGUUCUUCUCUUAUUAGUAAAUCUGUAUACGUUCACCGGUAGCUGGGCACAAGUUAAAGCAACGGCAGCGUCUAUUAGUUAGUUAUUUAGUUACUCCUUAACAGUGAGACCCUCCCUCCCUCUCACCCUCUCUCCCAUAGUCGUGACGAGGCAUAUGAAUCCACUAAGAUCCAUCACUAAUAUCGCCUUUACUACCUAUAAAACUAUACCAAGAGUCGUAAAAUUAUGGUUCCAUAGGUUUAAUUAAGUUACACCGUGAAGCAACACACCCGUUUUCUGUGUUGGUUUACCUAAGUUUUAGCAUAAGUAUAACAUUAAACCCAGAUUAUGA
Homarus americanus (American lobster) is the source of this 3776-nucleotide messenger RNA. Its product is annotated as G-protein coupled receptor Mth2-like. Bases 694 to 3165 code for a protein of 823 amino acids. NCBI's taxonomy places the organism in Eukaryota, Metazoa, Arthropoda, Malacostraca, Decapoda, Nephropidae. Gene Ontology annotation, cellular component: membrane. Gene Ontology annotation, biological process: G protein-coupled receptor signaling pathway; cell surface receptor signaling pathway. Gene Ontology annotation, molecular function: G protein-coupled receptor activity. The record is from RefSeq and is a predicted model, not a curated record. The transcript has 16 exons.